Messenger RNA from Triplophysa dalaica, 587 nucleotides. Its product is annotated as LITAF domain-containing protein-like. The transcript is spliced from 5 exons. The coding region runs from base 43 to 468 and encodes 141 amino acids. Lineage: Eukaryota; Metazoa; Chordata; Actinopteri; Cypriniformes; Nemacheilidae. The record is from RefSeq and is a predicted model, not a curated record. Gene Ontology annotation, molecular function: zinc ion binding.
UUCAUACAAGACUUUCACCUGCUGCUGGAAAGACCUUUAAUAAUGGAGAAAGUAACAAAUCCCCCUCCAUAUCCUGGGUCUCAGGUUUACCCUGGUCAACCUGUUGCAUACCAACCUCAACCAGGUGUGAUGGGUUCAGUUUACCCCCCUCACCCCAAUCAGAUGAUAGCAAUGAAUUCCGGAGCCCCUGCAGUCCAGUCUGCACCUACUAUAGUCACACAGGUAUUGGCUGUGUCACCCAGCCUGAGUGAUGUACCAGGGCAGAUGAAAUGCCCUCACUGUCAGCAACAAGUCAUCACAGAGACGGGACAUGUCAACGGCCUGCUCACCUGGGCCAUCUGUGGAAGUCUCGCUAUUUUGCUAAUUUGGCCCUGUUGUUUGAUUCCCUUCUGUGUUGACGCCUGCAAAGAUGUAGAGCAUCGCUGCCCAAACUGCAAAAGUGUCGUUCACUUGUACAAACGCAUUUAAUCUGUUCUGAAACACAUCACCUGCUACUUAACUGAAGAUGAAUGAGUAUAGACAAGGACUGUACCACAGAUGUAACAUUUGUAUAUCAAAUUUUCAGCGAUGUUCACUGAAAUUUUCCC